AUGCGGAAGACCAAGAAGAGAGAGAUGAACCACCACCAGACGCUUGCCGCCGCUGCUGCUGCUGAGGAGGAGGACGUGGGCACGUGUUCCAUAUGUUUCCUCGCCUUCAGCGCGAGCGAGGCCGACCGCCUGCCGCGGCUGCUCAAGUGCGGCCACUCCUUCUGCACCGCGUGCCUCACCCGCCUCCUUGGCUCCACCACCCCCGCACCCACCACCAACGCCGAAGCCGAAGCCGAAGCCGAACUGGCGGAGGCCAUGAAUCUUCUGCGGUGCCCCAAGUGCCGCACGGUGACGCGUGUUCGUCUGGUCGACGGCGAGGCCGCGGCGGAGGGCGUGAAGGGCCUGCCACGCAACUUUGACCUCAUCGACCUCCUCUCCUCCUCCUCCUCCUCGGCCCGCAGCCAGAAGCAGCAGCCGCGGCCCUCCAGCGGGCGGCGGACGGGAAAGGCCUCGGCUGCGCUCAAGUGCGCCAACUGCGAUAGCCAUCCGGCGGAGAAGUUCUGCGAGCAGUGCAGCGGCGCCCACCUCUCCACGCAUUCCCUGCGCUACGGAGCCAUGUGCGUGUCGGCCGACGCGCCCGAGCCGCGCGCCGCGUGCGAGCACCACCGGGCCAAGAAGGUGGAGAUGUGGUGCGAGCGCGACGGCGUGGCCGUGUGCGUGGUGUGCCUCGUGGCGGGGCCGCACAAGGGCCACGACGCCCUCACCAUCGAGGAGGCCGAGCUGCGAGUGCGUGAGCGGGUCGAGCUGGCCCAGGUGGAGGCCGCCAUGGGCGAGGUCGAGGCCGGCGAACAGGAGAGCGGCCGCGAGGCGCGGGCGGCCAUCAAGCAGCACUUUGACCGGAUGCGCUAG
Acanthamoeba castellanii str. Neff is the source of this 849-nucleotide messenger RNA. Its product is annotated as Bbox zinc finger domain containing protein. Bases 1 to 849 code for a protein of 282 amino acids. Gene Ontology annotation, cellular component: chromatin; nucleoplasm. Gene Ontology annotation, biological process: positive regulation of DNA-templated transcription. Gene Ontology annotation, molecular function: zinc ion binding; ubiquitin-protein transferase activity. Lineage: Eukaryota; Discosea; Longamoebia; Acanthamoebidae. The transcript has 2 exons. The record is from RefSeq and is a predicted model, not a curated record.